AAGUUUUCCAAGGUGUGGUUGGGUUGGUGGAGAGGUGGCAGGGUGGGCUUCAGGGUGAGGUGUCCUCCUGACACAGUGCAUGGUGUGCUGUCCUGCUGGAGAGUGGCUUGUUUGAUUUAGGGCUGGAGACAUAUGGUGGCUUUGGGAGAGAAAGUGAAGCAGCACUGGAGAAGCAGGAAUCCCAUGAGAAGGUGAAGAGAGAAGCUGGUGUGAGGACAACACUCUCCAGCACAAAGCAAGGAUCGGUUGGGGAAUGGACGAUUCAGGAUCCUGGUCUGAGACUUCAAGCCCUGAAGCAUCCCUGCCACCCUCGGGGAAGAAAGCCAAAGGCAAAGCUCCUCUUCCGCCAGGAGAAGUGCGGUACGCUGAAAGCUUGCCAUCCUUCGAUUCCACAGACAGCGCUCAUUUCACCAUGGAGCAGAAAGAGAACUUCAUCGAUCGAGACAUUGAACUAAAAGUGGUUCUACCUGGAGAGCGGACUGCUCUGGCCACCGUUAACGGAAGCAAACCGAUGAUGGACCUGCUGAUACACCUGUGUGGACAGUACCGUCUGAAUCCUUCGGCCUACACGAUAGAAAUGAUCGCACCGGAUAGAAGUGUAAUCAAAUUUAAGCCGAAUACACCUGUUGGAAUGCUAGAAGUGGAAAAGGUUGUUUUGAAGUCCAAAAUUCCAGAUGACAAGAAUAAGAAACCCUGUCCUACAAUGCCAGAGCAAACCGUUCGCGUUGUAAUAAACUACAAGAAAACACAGAAGACGGUAAUGAGAGUCAGCCCUCUUGUUCCACUUCAAGAUCUCAUCCCUUCAAUUUGUAAUAAAUGUGAGUUUGAUCCCCUAUACACUGUGCUGUUAAAGGACUAUCAGUCCCAGAGGCCGUUGGAUGUAACUAAGUCUCUCAGUGACCUGGGUUUAAGGGAACUCUACGCCACGGACACCAGUAGAGCUACCAGUCCCAUUGAUCUGAAGCCGCCACCUUUACAAGAAUCCUGCCAAAAUCUGGAUAUAAAGCAGAAUGACGAGAAAGGGUUCUUUAACUUUUUCCGCAGAAGUAAAAAGAAACGCGACCAAACAUCCAGUGCUCCUGCAACUCCGCUUCUAGGUAAACCAAGGCCAACGCAUAUAGUAAGAGCCAAUACGGUCUCCAAAUCCUAUGAUUCAAACACACUGCCUUCAGAAGUUCCAAAGAAGAGGAGAGCCCCGCUACCCCCCAUGCACACCUCUCAGAGUGACUCCCACAACAUCUCUCGCGGACAAAUGCGCUCCUCGUCUUGUGUUGUAAAAACUGUUGACGUUAAUGAUACUGAAAAGGUUCUAUCAGGAAUUGAUAGAUCAAGAACCGGUUCCUUGCAACUGAGCGGUUCUACGUCUUUUAACUCUACCCUGCGUACAACGAAACGCAAAGCUCCACCCCCGCCUUCACCACCACCAAAAUCUCUGCAAGAAUGCAAUGAUGAGAACAGAAAUGAAAUCGCACCUGUGGCUGAAGAAUUCGUCCAUGCCGAGAAAGUCAUAGAAAAAGAAAUUAGGAAUCUGACAACUACGACAGCUACAGUUGACGUCAUCUCUGAACACAAUUUGGAAGAAAUUGAGGAAAAAGAAGAAUACGGUUCUAACCACAAAGGGGAUGAUGUAGACACCAAAACCAUUGAUGUGCCUUCCAGCAUAAAUGAUGGAGAUUCCCAUGCUGAAAAACAGAAUUUUCUACUUUCUCAUACAGAAGAUUCCAUCAGAAGGUCAGAAGAUGAGAUCAUGACUGAUGCAGAGUCAUCUCAUUCCAAGACAGAAGACACUGUGAUUGAAGCUAAUACACUUGAACAUGUAAAUAAUGAUCUUAGAGAAGUGGGUACCUCAAAUCAAACUUUGGUUAGCAAUCGAAGUUUUGAAACGAAAGAAGUACAAGUUGAGGAACAGCCCCUAACACCACCCCGUGACCAGCAUCAUGAAAGCAAACAACCUUAUUUUCAGGACGGUACUAAUGCCCAGACUGAAACGGCAAAUACUCUUGUCCAAACUGGAACACAAAAGGGAAAAACUCAGGAUUUUGCCGUUCAAACUAAUUUUGACAGUGAUGUAGAUGUUGAUAAUGAAAAGGAGCUGGCUCAUUCUCCAGCUUCGAGUGGCGCAGAGAAUGUGGCGUCCAGAUUUAAUGGUCAACCGGUUCAGCAGCCCUCGUUCACUAAUCGACACGUGGGGCUUUCAGGGAGUGAACAAAAUAAACGGGAAUACUUUGAUUCCAGUAACAGAUCUCAAUCUUUCACAGAGGACGUGCACACGCAGACUGUUAUCGUUAAGGGGAGCGUGAUUGAAAGUCCUGUGACUUCCCCAUCAAAAACGUUCCAGCUUCAUAAACCGAAUAUUGAGCCAAAACCAAAGCCUUUCAAUGAGGUCACAAGAGACUAUUUACCCAAGAUUGGGAUGACCACUUACAAAAUAGUGCCCCAGAGAUCAUUCGAGAUAGAGAGAUAUGUCGAGACUGAAAAUCCACCGUAUGCUCAGAAUCCUGAGUCAUUGGUUUUAAGUAACCAGGAGAUAAACCACACAGAAAAAGAAACCAAAAGCCUAUCACCUCUUGGAUCACCUAGGGACUACAAUGAACUACCCUCAAUACUUAGUAAUGGAAACCAUUCUUCUCAACAUGGAACAACUGUUACUCCGUCAAGCCCAGUUACUAAUAGCAGCACCGAGGACAGUCGAAAACAUCUUUUGGCCUUAACAAAAAGUCUAUCUUCUGCACCCGCUUUAAAAACCGAGAAGAUGAACAUCCCCGAUUCUAAACCAAAGCCUAAUAAUGCAAGUUCUGUAAAGGCGCCAAGCUCUUUUUAUUUGCAGAUGCAAAGGAGAGCAUCAAGUAUGUAUGUUACAUCCGCAAUAGCUAAAGCAAAAUCCUCCACGACUACUUGUGAUAAUGCUCCUAAAUUGAAAGAUCCAGUGAAGGAUAAUGCACAGGUCAGCAUUAAAAACCUCCCUUCUAGAAUGGAUGCUUUACACCUAGACGGUGAAAAAUUACCAGAAGAGAAGUCGACGUUUGUGGUGCGAUCUGCUGAAGCAAAACGUGGGAACCUUGAAACUAUUAGUGAUGGACCUUCUGAACUUGAAAAAAAUAGUGGUACAUGUCAUACGAUUUUUGAAACUCAUCCUCAGCAUAGUGAAAUAAAAAACAAAGUCGGUUUAGGCAACGUCGCCAAAGAAUACCCGGCGCAUGUCUCGUAUGGAAACAGAAAUGGAGAUAAUGUAGAGCCUGCUGCUAAACAGAAUUUGGAAUCCGUGCAGAUUAAACCUCUAAAUCCCACGACAACGGCUCAUAAAUCUUCAGAUGUUCUACACAAUGAGCACAGUUCAGGUGAAGUCCUUACAACAUCAUCUGGGCAAGCAGUGCGAUCGCCAAGUUCUCCAACCGGUCAGUCGGUACCUUUAAGCUUACAAAAACUAAGGACUUUUGCCACACCAAGGCCGUUUUCAAGUACUCAUCCUACUUCUUUUGCUACUGCCGUCACAUCUGCUGUUAAAAGAUCGCAGUCGUUCAGUAGCAGCACCUCUCCGGCUAAACAUCCGUUGAGAGCAGAUACAAUCUCUGACUGUUCUUCUGUCAACUCUAACUCUGAAACGAAGAAUGAGUCUUCUCAAGCAUCAAUAAUUCCUCAGGACAGAUCGGAGACAGAGAUACUAACCCCUGAACUAAAAUACAGAGUGCAUAGCCCACCACCAAUUCUUGCAAAAAAGACUGCUGUGUCAUUUCAAACCUCUGACCCGGAACAAGUACGUCAGAGUUUGAUGGCUGCCAUCCGUUCAGGAGAGGCUGCCGCUAACCUGAAAAGGAUCACUGUCCGCUCGAACACGAUAUCUAUCAAUGGAAGGUCCCGGCUAAGUCAUCCAGUCUUCUCGGAGACCCAACACGAAGCGUAGAUGACGUGCCAAUAAUAGGCGUUUUGAUGCUACUGCCGCUGCAUAUAAGAAAUUAAAAUUGAAAUGUUUAAGUAUUUUGAGUUAAGUUAAAUAUAAAUAUAUUAAUAUAUUGAAAUAAGACGCAAAAAAAAUUUCAGUAACAUUAUAAAUAAGACGACACGUUAGUGAUGUAUUUUUGGAUUUUGAGGUUAACUUGAAGUGACCUGCCUUUUCUUUUUUUUUAUUAUCACUGUAGAUUAAUGAUUUUGGUGUAAUUGUUAUACUUUGAAUCAAAAAUGGAAUCCAUAGACUCCAUAGCAAGUUCGGCGUUUACUGUUUAUUUGUAAACCAAUAUCUGUAUCGAUGUAAUAUUUUUUUCUUAUUGAUGUCUGGAUUCUCUACACUGUUUUACAGAAUUAAUGUAUAUAAUAACUGCCAAUAUUGCCUCAAUGUUUAGCAGGUAAUUUAUAAGAAUCUUCAACUAGCAGUGUUAAAUUGAAUUCUGAUUAAACUAUAUUGUGCUGAUGUUAUCACAAAGAAAAAAACUAGUUUUUUUUUUUCUCCUGAUUAUGUAUAGCUUCCUACAAGCCGUUUUGUUGAUAAUCGAAAAGUUGUUGUGAAGACCAAUUUUACUGUCAAAAGUUAUAACUAUAUCCACACCAACGAAACAUAAAUAAAAUCCGACUCUCACCUUUUCACUGAA
Molecule: messenger RNA, 4583 nt
Organism: Spea bombifrons (plains spadefoot toad)
Lineage: Eukaryota; Metazoa; Chordata; Amphibia; Anura; Pelobatidae
Gene: COBLL1
Product: cordon-bleu WH2 repeat protein like 1
Exons: 15
Coding region: 254-3901 (1215 amino acids)
Molecular function (GO): actin monomer binding
Source: RefSeq, a predicted model, not a curated record